AUAUAUUCUUGAAGUCUAUUCCGGAGUCCGAAUGACAUUAUAUGAGUACAUCCGGGAGGAGCUGUUGGGUAAGAACCCGGACGGAACGAUACCCGUGUGGAAGGCUAUAGUGGGCGGUAUGGCUGCCGGUAUGACCGCCCAAUUCCUGGCCAGUCCUGCAGAUCUGGUCAAGGUGCAGAUCCAAAUGGAGGGCAAACGACGGCUGCAGGGAAUGGAGCCUCGCGUCCACAACGCCCGACACGCGUUCGCUAAGAUUGUCAAAGAGGGUGGCGUUCGCGGACUGUGGAAGGGGUGGGCGCCCAACGUGCAGAGGGCGGCGUUUGUCAAUCUGGGAGACCUCACCACUUAUGACACGGCAAAGCACAUGAUCCUCAAACACACCAACUUAAAGGACAACUACUUCACGCACGCCCUCUCCAGUGUGUUUUCGGGUUUUAUCGCCGCUAUUUUGGGAACACCGGCCGAUGUGGUCAAGACUCGGGUCAUGAAUCAGCCGACGGACGCCAAUGGCAGAGGAGUUCUGUAUAAGUCAUCCGUCGAUUGUCUCCUUCAGGCCAUCAGAGGAGAGGGCUUUUUCUCGCUCUACAAGGGAUUCAUUCCCUGUUGGAUCAGGAUGGGCCCCUGGAGUCUAGUGUUUUGGAUUACGUACGAAGAGAUGCGAAAGUUUUCUGGCGUCACCUCAUUCUAGGGCCAGAGAGGGUUGCCUUUCCGUACCACACCCUAUGUCUCGUCGAUAGCCAUUAUAAUGACAUCUCAUUGGAUGAUAGGAUUUGUGAUAAUUGUUUACUCGACUCUCGAAGAGUACUCCUAUUCUGUGACCACUUUUAGAGUCUAAUUAUUACACGUUUUGUGAAUUUAAUGAUUAAAUUGUGAAUUGUUUUGAAAAAGCAAAACAUAGUUUAAUCGUGUUUUUGUGCAAACAAUCAUUCAAUAGAGACUUAAUGUUUAGCAAACACUCAACAUUUUGGGC
Messenger RNA from Oppiella nova, 970 nucleotides. Lineage: Eukaryota; Metazoa; Arthropoda; Arachnida; Sarcoptiformes; Oppiidae. The record is from the annotation of a GenBank genome assembly.